Messenger RNA from Mytilus californianus (California mussel), 3273 nucleotides. RefSeq names its product tubulin alpha-8 chain-like. The record is from RefSeq and is a predicted model, not a curated record. Gene Ontology annotation, molecular function: structural constituent of cytoskeleton; GTP binding. Gene Ontology annotation, cellular component: microtubule; cytoplasm. The coding region runs from base 184 to 1545 and encodes 453 amino acids. NCBI's taxonomy places the organism in Eukaryota, Metazoa, Mollusca, Bivalvia, Mytilida, Mytilidae. Gene Ontology annotation, biological process: mitotic cell cycle; microtubule cytoskeleton organization. The transcript is spliced from 8 exons.
ACACUAAAACUUUCACUCGUCUGCAAAUCAUCAUGAUUCAGCUUUGAUGACAUCAUCAGCAGCAUUGUAAAACGGAGAUCCUAGACAAAGGUGCGUUAGUUGUAUGUGGUUCUUCACUCGCCUCGGCUACAACGUGCUGCUAAUCUUAAAGAGGAGACACAGAAACAUAUCAGACAAAGAAAAAUGAGAGAGUGUAUAUCAAUCCAUGUUGGUCAGGCAGGCGUCCAAAUUGGCAAUGCAUGCUGGGAACUCUAUUGCUUGGAACACAACAUCCAGCCUAAUGGAACCAUGCAAGAUGAAAAGGCAAUUAUGUCGAGCGGGGACGAGUCAUACAACACAUUUUUCAACGAAACCAGCCAUGGAAAACAUGUACCAAGAGCUAUAUAUGUUGAUCUUGAACCAAGUGUUGUAGAUGAAGUGCGUACAGGUUCAUACAGAGAACUUUUCCACCCAGAACAAUUGAUUAGUGGCAAAGAAGAUGCUGCUAAUAAUUAUGCCAGGGGACACUAUACCGUCGGCAAAGAAAUUGUUGAUUUGGUGCUAGAUAAAAUACGAAAAAUGGCUGACAUGUGUACUGGAUUACAAGGUUUUUUAGUCUUCCAUAGUUUCGGUGGCGGUACCGGAAGUGGUUUCUCCUCCUUGUUGAUGGAACGCCUGUCUGUUGAUUAUGGAAAGAAAUCUAAGCUUGAGUUUGCUGUAUAUCCAGCUCCACAGAUUUCUACAGCCGUUGUAGAACCAUAUAACGCCAUUUUGACCACUCAUACAACAUUGGAACAUUCCGAUUGCGCAUUCAUGGUUGAUAACGAGGCAAUAUAUGACAUAUGCCGAAGAAAUCUUGAUAUAGAACGACCGUCCUAUACUAACCUCAACAGACUUAUUGGACAAAUAGUCUCCUCAAUUACUGCGUCUUUACGUUUUGAUGGUGCUCUCAAUGUUGACUUGACUGAAUUUCAGACCAAUUUAGUGCCUUAUCCACGUAUCCAUUUCCCAUUGGUUACCUAUGCACCAAUCAUAUCAGCUGAAAAGGCAUACCAUGAAGCUAUGUCGGUAUCAGAGAUAACUAAUGCCUGUUUCGAGCCAUGCAAUCAAAUGGUAAAAUGUGAUCCACGUCAUGGGAAAUAUAUGGCAUGUUGUAUGUUAUACCGUGGUGACGUCGUACCAAAAGACGUAAAUGCCGCCAUUGCUACAAUUAAAACCAAACGAUCAAUUCAGUUUGUAGACUGGUGCCCAACUGGUUUUAAAGUAGGAAUCAACUAUCAGCCACCGACCACUGUACCAGGUGGAGAUUUAGCUCAGGUACAAAGAGCCGUCUGUAUGUUGAGCAACACCACUGCCAUAGCCGAGGCGUGGGCGAGAUUGGACCACAAAUUUGACCUGAUGUAUGCAAAGAGAGCUUUUGUCCAUUGGUAUGUUGGUGAAGGAAUGGAGGAAGGUGAAUUCUCUGAAGCUAGAGAAGACAUGGCAGCUUUGGAGAAAGAUUAUGAAGAAGUUGGUGUCGAGUCCACCGAUGAAGGCGAAGAAGCAGAAGAAACAGAAGAAUAUUAAUUAUAGAAAACAAUUUCAUUACAGGGGAACAAAUAUUACACAAAAAAAAAAUCUGCUAUUUUAUGUCUUCCUAUUAUUUAAUUAAGUUUCAUAUGCAUUCAAAAUGCAAUAUUUUUACGUGUGCCUUUAUUGUAAAUAUUAAAUUGUGCCAAAUUCUUUAAUGCAUUCACUUUCUGCAUAUAUUAUUAAUUUAAGUAUUCUUUAAAUCAAAGUAAUGUCUGUGCCAAACUUAAUAUGACAAUAGAAUAACUAAAUGUACAAUGGAUAAUUUUACUGUGAACGGAAGCAUAAAUGAUGUUUAGAUCUUCUUUUUUCAAAAUAUUUGCACAUUCGUAACCGGCUAUAGGCGUCACAAUAAUUGAAUUAGGAAUUCAAGGUCCUAUAGUACAAUGCUAUUCCUACUAAAUAUUGAUAUUUUAUUAGGGUACAAUCCAAUAAAUUGCAGAGCUUAAUUAUAUUUUGGGGCUAAAAUAACGAUAAACACUAAAAACCUUUCGUGCAUGGAAAUUCCCCCUACUUGCUUCCUAAAACAUGUUGUGUCGACUGUGACCUCAAAGAAAACCUAUAAAAUUCAACAAUGGAACUAUAGGGAGUGGAUAAAUAUUGCAAUCAACAGGGUAAAGUGGUAGAAUCUUUUUCUGUUAUUAUUUGAUAAUGGAAAAAUGCCGCGUGCAAUGUUUCCGGACAGAUAUGGUGGUAAAAAUACACACGAGACAUAUCUAAUCAGCGUAGGGUUUAUCAAAAGUUAUCAAACUUGUCAGGAUUGGUUUAAAUUCAUACAGAAUUGAAAAAGUUUAAAGAUUUAAAUCUAAUGAUUAUGAUAAAUAAACACUUAAGUUAAUUUAAUUUUGACAUACCGUACACAUAUAUGACAAAAGUCUAUAAAGAUCCUUUAUGAUUUUCUGCUUUUCUUCAUGAGAAAAAAAUUAAGACAGCAAAUAAAUGAUAGAGACCACGGCUCCAUCUAUCCUUGCCAAAAUAAAAGAGAAAAAAUUAGGAAAAGGCUUUUUAUUUUGUCUCAUAUUAAGAAUCCGCACAAUUUACUGUACAGCACUAUCAUCUUAUAUAAACUCUGCUUUCCUAAAUUAUUUUGUUUGUUUUAUAAACUUUAACACGUAAGAAAAUCAGUUAUUACUCUGAACCAAUGACUGCUGUCGAUGUGUGGUGAGAAGAUGGUAGUUAUCGUUCUGUUUAAAAAAAAACUCAUCAAAGGGCUGAUUGUAAUGGAAGCUUGAUGGACGUACUCUACCCGUAGACAAAAUGAUAAUACAAAUAAAACUCGCUUGAUUUCAAAACAAUUUUAGAAAAAUAGCAUCGUUACCCACUUGAAAUUUUCUUUUGCUCAGUAAAGAACGGAUAAGAAAAUGGAGGGGAGAGAAGGGGCUUAGGAAAGUUUUAUUAAAAACAUUUCAUUCUAAGUAGCAAUGUUUCCAUGAAUUAUUUUAUCAAAAGUAACCUUAUUUGGUAGUGUAAUUUUAUGUGUGAAUGUGCUUUUAUAAAUAGAUUGUGUACAUGGUUGACCAAACGUAAUUGUAGAAUAAUUUAUUUUCUAUUUAUUUAUUUUUUAAGUUAUGAUAAUUAUGUAUAAUUUAUCUCAAACAUAUUAUAGUAUAUCACUAGAGUGUGUGUAAUAGUCUCAUUUUGAAUACGACAUACAUUUCACAACAUUUUACUUUGAGAGAAACAUGUUUGCAUUUGUAUUUUUAAUGGAUUAAAAAUUUAAAAGUA